GUAAUUUACUUCCUUGUUUUGCUUUGCCAAUAUGGCGCCUUUGGUGUUAUGAGAUGACAACAUCGCAGUUUGUGUCCUAUUUGUUAUUAAUGUUUGAGUCAACAUUAAUUACCUACCUCACAAGUUCAAAGAAAGACUAUAAUAGUAAUGUAAGUUUUUAUACACUCGGACGCGAUAUAUUCGGAAAUUAUCAUCGAAUGAAUACAUUUGAAUGCGUCCGUGAGAAAAGUAUAUAGCUCCUGUAAAAAUGGCGGGUGUGUUAUCUUUAUGGGUUGUGUUUUCAUUGCUACUGGAGAAAGUUUAAGAAGUGAAAUUCUAGUGUAAAUGCAAUUCCACAUUGAAAUAUAUAGUGAAAAGCGUGCUUAAGGACGACAUGUGCUACUUGCUUCUUUGACAUUUCAAGGAGUGAUUGAUUUAAAGACGGCGCAGGUGUAAUUGUAUUUGAUGAAAUUAUCAGCAUGUCUCGCUGGGGCAGAGGACGAAGCGGCAGCGUGGCUGUGCCGCUGGACAGUGCUCUAUUCAGGGAGAACAGCAAUUGCCCCUCGGCAGCCCGAUCAGCGGGGACAGUGGGCAAAUGGGGAAUUACGAGCUUCACAUCAAUCAGAAGCGCUCCGUACGCAUAUCAAAAUAAUAUCCAUAAGAAACCCGUACAAGAUCAGAACAGUCCUCUGACAGUGCCAGCUGUAGAAACAGAACAACCACCACCAAAGCCCAAAAAGUUUUUUAAGUCUCGAAAUGCAGAAUUGUACCCACCAGUGCCACAAAUUACUUAUGCUCCACCAGUACCUGCUGCACCUCUUUCACCUGAACAUCCAUCAAAUAAAGAAAAGAAAACUAAUAAAAGAAGUAGAUAUAACAGAGAUUCAUCAUCACCAGAGCUACCAAGACGUAACUCUGAAAAAAGUAAAAUAAAAAAGGUCGCCACUAAGGCAUCCAAAAAGGAAGAAACUAGUGCAGAAAAUUCACAACCACCAAACAAAAGAUAUUUAGUUCGUAAUCGGGAUAAGGUUAUAAAUUAUGCUGAAGACGGGAGCAAUAGUCCUAUACCGGAAUUUACAAGAUAUGAAUCAUUACCUCCUAAGGUGCCUUCACCAAAGGCUAGUCCUUUGGUUAAAAGUCCAUCACCUGUUAAAAUGGACGUUGUAAGCCCAUCAACAAGCAAAGAAACAAAUGAAGAGCGUAAACCUCCUCCUAUAGUACUGAGAAUAUCUAAAGGAACAUCAAGGAUAGUAAGUACAGAUUCAAAUGAAGGUUUUACAUCACCAAGUUCAGAUAGACAUUCUUCCAUGGACACACACUCUGACAUGGGUUCAGACUACAAGCGAAGUCCUACAAUGGAAAGUAUCUGCUCACCAAAACAUGAAGGUCUUAAAAUAACCAUAAAAUGUUCAGGAUUAAAUCAAGAUGUCAAAAAAGAAAAGAAGAAAGAUAAAAAAGAACAUAAAUCACAUAAACGUCAUCACAAAAAUACUGAUGAGGAGCCCCUUAAGAAAGCGUCUUCACCUCAACAAGGUUCAGAUACUUAUGACUUAUAUAGAACUCUUGCAUCUCCAGUCAACGAAACUGAUAAAGAACCUAUUAAGAACAAACAUAGUGAUAGUACUAUUGAGUCACAGUUGGCAAAAUUGGACGGUACAAAUAUUGAGUCUCAAUCUACAGGUUCUGAAAAACAAUCCAAAGAACCUCAACCUGAACCAAAACCACCCGAAAGUACAGGAAGAUCCAGAAGAAAUAGACCUAAUAUAAACUAUAAUGAAAAUGAUGAUGAUUUUGCUGUAGGAACUAAAUUUUCAAGUAAACAAGUAAUUAAAACAGUAAGUGAUUUGAAAAAAGAAGCCAAAAAGGGAAGACGAAAACAGGAACCAAUAGCAGAUACAUCUGUCAGUGUAUCUUCACCUGAUAACCAACAAGGGAUUGACACUGAGUAUCCCCAAGAACAGAAUGUCCCAACUGAUAUACUAUCCGGAAGUGAUAAUAGUAAGACCAAUGGAGCGAUUAAUAAAAAAUUGAAAAAGCAGAAAAAUAAGCAUAAUAAACAUUCAAGUCCUAAUGCAGCUGUUGAUGUUCAAGAAACAUCACCAAGUCUAGAAGAUCAGAACCACGAAAAGGAAUCUGAAACUCUUCUAGAGCAACCGAUAACAGACUCUGAACCAAUACAGGAUACAAAUGAAGAACUAAUUCCAACACAUUGUUCAGACUCUGCUUAUAAUAACUGUCCUAAUGAAUUCUCUGAAGAAGAAGCACAAAAAUGUCAACAAGAUGAAGUUUUUAAGUCUCCUCACCAAUUAGAUUCCGAAGAGCAUACGGAGGACAAGCCAAGUGUUAAAUUAGUUAUUACAAAGAGAAAAGGUUCUAUAUUCAAAAGCAAAUCUUUAGUGAAUGACAAUCCUUCACCAUUGCCAGCAAGGAAAAGACGUCAUCUUUAUAAACAUGAAUGGGCUAAUGAUAAAGGAAAUGAGACACCGAGACCUGAGCAAGCUGAAGCACAAGAAACUAGAAAUACAGUUGCUGAAGUUUCAGAAGAAUUAACACGAGUCACAAGAUAUAGAGCAGCUGAUCCUAUAAUGGAUAAUCCUGCAAUAAAUGAACCAGUCAAACCUUAUACCAGUGUCAAAUGUGCUAAAGAAGCUAAGGAGUACUACACGGUUGUGCGGAAUGUGAAAAAGGCUCAUCAGAUACAAGAAAUUGGAGAGUUUCUGGAAUUUAAUGAUGAUGUUGAUUAUCUUCUAGAUGCAUUGCAAGACAACAACCCCAUGUCAACUCGCUGCCUGUCAGCGAUCACGCUCGCGAGCAAGUGCACGGCGCCCGCGUUCCGCAUGCACCUGCGCGCGCACGGCACCGUCCAGAAGUUCUUCAGCGCGCUGCACGACGCGACCGACGACCAGAGUUUGGGACUGUGUACAGCAACAGUGAUGUUUGUGCUGUCUCAAGAUCGUCUAAACAUGGAUUUAGAUAGGGAAUCACUGGAGCUAAUGUUGAAUCUACUUGAAUCUGAUGUAUCACAUAAAAAUGCCCUUGAUGAUUGUGGGUUAACAUCGGCGCAAUUAGCAAAGACACAAGAAAGGGUACGAGAACUUUGUGCUGAAAUCAAAAGCCAAGGGAAAGCAAAUCAUCUUGAUUUGGAUAAUAUCACGGUUGGGCACCUGGCAAUGGAAACGCUCCUGUCGCUGACGUCGAAGCGUGCCGGCGAGUGGUUCAAGGAGGAAUUGCGCAAGCUGGGCGGCGUCGACCACAUCGUGCGCACCAUACAGGACUGCGCCGCACGCCUCGACGAGCCCGCCGCGAGCUGGGGCGGCGCGCAGGUCGACACGCUGCGCAAGGCCGACCGCUGCAUGCGCGUGCUGGAGAACGUGACGCAGCAGAACGAGGCCAACCAGCAGUACCUGGUGUCGGGCUCGCUGGGCGCGGCGCGCACGCUGGCGGCGCUGCUGCGGCGCUGCGUGCGCGAGGCGCGCGCCGAGCCCGCGCUGCGGCCCGCGCUGCUGGACGCCGCGCUGCCCGCCGUCAAGGUGCUCGUCAACCUCUCGCACUCCUUCGGGUUCGCCUCAUCUGCACUUGGAGCUCAAGUAGUGGGAGAACAACCCGCUUUAAUGGAAAUUUGUUUAAUAAUGUUAAACAAUCAAGGGAACUUCAUACCAGAUAACAGAAAUUUCGAUUUUUGUGUUUGUGUGUUGAUGCUUCUAAUUAAUCUAGUACAAAACAAUGACGUUAAUACGCAAAGGCUAUUAAAUGUUCGGAUAAGAGUGGACAAUGAACAUGAUAUCAUAUCAAGGAGUGUAUCAGCACUGGACCUUAUCGUUGACUUAUUCUUUAAGAGAGAGGAACUAGCAAGGAGAGCAGAAGAAAAUACUGAUGCUUUAUUAGAUGGUGAAAAGGACGAAGAAACAGAGAAUGAUAAAAAGAAACAAUCACAAGAUGACAUUGACGAAACAGUGGCUAAAUUGCUGGCGCGCGCGGGCGCGCACAUGGAGCACACGAUGGUGGGCGCGUACACGGCGCUGCUGCUGGGCCACAUGGCGGACGCGGCGCCGCCGCACGCCGCCGCCGUGCGCGCGCGCCUGCCCGCCUUCGCGCCGCUGCUGCCCACGCUGCGCAAGUACUUCGCCUUCCUGUCGCUCACCGCCAGCGGCGAGGCAGCUAUCGUUGCCCACGUGAAAUCGACGCAGCGCAUUAUCGAGUUAAUGGAGAACAGCGACAAGCAGAGCGCCGCCGCCUCGCCCUCCGACCUGCCGCAAGACAUGUCGCUCAGCGGCCUCAACUACUCGCUCAACUACAACAUGAACUCUUCUAUGGAGGUGGACAGCUACCACUGAGACGCGACCGAGUGACUACCGGAUCCGGAAAUUACUAGUACCGGUUCUCCAUAUUCAAAAAAUGAUCCGUUUUACCCAUAAAUGAAAACGAAUUGAAUGCAACCUCAAGUAUUCGUUCAACUAAAUCAACUUGAACCGCUUGGCCUCUUCUAUGGAGGUGGAUAGAGCUGACAGCUACCACUGAGACUGGCGACUGAACGUUCUGUGAUCAGCUUUACUUAUAAAUGAAAAUGAAACGUUUUUGGAAUAUAGAAACCGGGCUUAAGUUAAAUUUAUCAGUGAUUGUCUUAAUAGCAUUUCGUUUCUGUGAGCGCAUAGCCAUAUAAAUGAACUAUUGAGAUACACUUUGCGUGAAUAUCGGUCAUAUUAUGUCGCACUUCGCCGCUUGAAAUCGUGUCGCGUCGCUCACUUUGACGAGUUAUUCAUCUGAUACGGUCGGAUAUCACUGGUGGUGUACAUUACCGAAGAACUGAUUUACAUUUAUUAUUAUGAACAAAACUAAAUUUUAAAUUUUGUUAUAUUGUAUUCCUAUUUAAUAAAAUAUACACAAUUUCAUUAUUACUUUAUUAGUAUAAUUCGAAAGUAAUUCUGUGGUGUGCAUAUAUAUAUAUAUUUCUGAUCUGUACUGUACAGUAGGACCGGUAUUGCACGGCAACAAGUUUGUGGACCGUGUAUAUAAAAAGAUAGUGUUAGGAAUGUGGCUAGAUCUGGCGGGUCCGAUUUAUUUUACAUUUUGAAACAUGUAAAUAUUAUCUAAAAAUAACUAUGAAAAAACAGAUUGAGUCAACAUAUUGUUAGUCAUAGUAAAGUAUGCCAUUUGUAAAAAUAAACCGUUUACAUUUGCGUAGGUGAAUGCGUUAGUGCACUCGGCUAGUACCUCAUCCUUUCUGUAAUAAUACUUCUUCCUUCUAUAAAAUAAUUGUAAAUAUAAUUCACUAUAGUAAUUAAGGUGUAGUUAGCUGCGUUGAUUGAUUAUGGGUUAUGAAAUCUUAAUUAAAUUGAGAUAUUCCGAGUUUAAGCCAUUAAACUGGCAAUAUAAAAGUGCAAAAAUAGUCGAAUAAGUGUAUAAUAAAUAUUGUAUUCUUUUAUGUGAAUAUUGUGUCGGCACUUUUUGUAUUAUAGGUUUUCGAGAGAGUUACAAAUUAUCGAGUAUUGUUCUGAUGAGGCACAAUUCUUUAUUGUAAAUAAAUUAGUUAGUGCUAAUAGAUCGGUCUCUGUUGACUAAAAUAGUAUAAGCGAGGUUAUUUGUAUGCGAAUAUAUGAGAUUCUAAUGAUCGUUGCGAUUUGUACAAACACUAAUUGUGUUAGUUGCUCGCAAAUGAGAGAUGAUUUAUGCUUACAUUAAUAAAUAGGACAAUCUAUGA
Melitaea cinxia (Glanville fritillary) is the source of this 5677-nucleotide messenger RNA. RefSeq names its product protein wings apart-like (gene wapl). The transcript is spliced from 14 exons. Gene Ontology annotation, biological process: regulation of chromosome condensation. NCBI's taxonomy places the organism in Eukaryota, Metazoa, Arthropoda, Insecta, Lepidoptera, Nymphalidae. The record is from RefSeq and is a predicted model, not a curated record. The coding region runs from base 459 to 4313 and encodes 1284 amino acids.